This is a messenger RNA of Diospyros lotus (date-plum), 747 nucleotides long. RefSeq names its product major allergen Mal d 1-like. Bases 113 to 589 code for a protein of 158 amino acids. Gene Ontology annotation, biological process: defense response; abscisic acid-activated signaling pathway. The transcript has a single exon. Gene Ontology annotation, molecular function: protein phosphatase inhibitor activity; signaling receptor activity; abscisic acid binding. The record is from RefSeq and is a predicted model, not a curated record. NCBI's taxonomy places the organism in Eukaryota, Viridiplantae, Streptophyta, Magnoliopsida, Ericales, Ebenaceae. Gene Ontology annotation, cellular component: cytoplasm; nucleus.
UCUUCACAUUAACCCCCACAGCUGAUCACUUCUUCCUCCAAAGACGCUCACUUGUCCCUCCCUCUUCUCUCUCUCGUUUCCUCUUUCUGUAAGCUUUUAAUUAGAGUGAGCAAUGGCCGUUGUGACCACAAGCCACGAGUACACCUGCUCCAUCCCUCCCGCAAGGCUCUUCAAGGCCUUGGUGCUCGACUCUCACAACCUCAUUCCAAAGGCUGUCCCUUCCAUCAAGAGCAUCGAAAUCGUCCAUGGAGAUGGAGGUCCCGGCAGCAUUAAGCAGACCAAUUUUGCCGAUGGCAGCCACUUCAAGUACAUGAAACACAGAGUUGAUGAGGUGCAUUCAGCCACCUUCUCCAGCAAGACCACGUUGAUCGAGGGAGAUGCGCUGGGCGACAAGCUCGAAUGCAUUAUUUACGAGAUCAAGAUCGAGGCUGCUGGCGCCGGAAGCGUGACCAAGAGCACCAGCCACUACCACCCCAAGCCAGGCGUUGAGCUGAAGGAAGACGACAUCAAGUCCGGAAAAGACAAGGCCACUGGCCUCAACAAGGCUGUUGAGGAAUACCUUCUCGCCAACCCUGAUCUCUAUGCUUAAAUCAAUCUAUUUGGGUGCCCGAGAUUGAGAUCGGUUUUGUACUUGGUCAUGCUACUGUGGUGUAUCUCUUCUUUUUCCUUUUUAUUUUCCCUUUUUCUAUUGUUUGUUACCGGACCGAAAGCAUUAAUAUACCAAUAAAGCCCGAAUGUUCAUUUCAA